This is a messenger RNA of Rhagoletis zephyria (snowberry fruit fly), 3006 nucleotides long. RefSeq names its product transcription factor mef2A-like. The record is from RefSeq and is a predicted model, not a curated record. Lineage: Eukaryota; Metazoa; Arthropoda; Insecta; Diptera; Tephritidae.
UCGACUACUACCUCACUUAUUUUUUUAUUAAUUAAAAAAUAUAUUUUAUGAAACUUCUUUAUUGUAUUAAUAAUGGUAAAAUGCUUUUGGCGCUUCUUUUCAUUACAUAUUCCUGAUUCCUUGGUUUAUGUUUUCAGUGAAAAUACGCUCACUGACAUGUGGUAUAAAAAACAAUGCAUCAAUUGAUCAACUCGGAAAUCAGUUCCCAGUUAUUUGUAACAGUAUUAGAAUUUUGAAAAAAAAAUACUCCUGACGUGAUAGUAUCUGACUGAAAAUCAAUCUCAGUCAAAGACAAGUACUGUGAUAAUAUUUACAGUUCCAUCCAAGAUUUAUCGAUAAAAAAAGUUUUAAGUUUAAUAUGUCAAAUCAAGUUAUGAAACGGUAGAAACAAGCAUUUAACACUUCCUUUUAUAGUUAAAUAUAAUAUUCUACAAAUUGAUUUACUAUAAAAUUCUUUUACAAUUAGAAUUCUUUUAAGUUUAUGUCUAUCCUUUUCCUAUUUCCGUUUUGUUUUGGUUCACUUUUAUUUCUUUUCUUUUUCUGCUCUCUUUUGUUGUUUCCAGAACAAAUAAAUGCAACAACUACCGCCUGCAUGCCCUUGAACGGGCAUCUGCUCACUGCAGCUUCGUCAAUCGCCAACGCCAACAUCAGCAUCUAUUCUCAUACCAAUGCAGUACUAGCAGCGACCAACAAUCGCCCUCCUGCUGCAGUUAUCGGUGUUCCUCCUGUUUCUACCGUGGCUGUCAGCGUCAAUGGCACUUCAUUGAAUACUUCAAGUGGCGGCAAUAACUAUACUAAUCCGCCUAUAUUCAACCACCCGCCCAUCAUUUCACCCACAUUCAUCGAACACAAGUACUCGGCGAAUACUUUCAAAGAGAAAUUUUUGGCAAACCUGCGUGCCAACCAUACUAGCGCCCACAAAUCAAAUAAUAAUAUCAAUGGUAGUAGCAACAACAAACAAUCGUCUGACAAUUGCAAUGCUACUACCAAUGACAGUAACAACAAUAAUGGCAACAAUGCCAAUGCGGUCGCUAAUGAAGCUGGUACCGAUAAUUUGAUGGGCAAUCACUCUAGCAGCGACUCAACAGCCAACGCUACUGUCGGUAUCGAUGACUUGUGUUCCAUACAACAGCAAUUAAGUGAAAACUAUAAUAAGAACACGAUUUAUCAGAAGACAAUAAAUUGAACGCUUUCAAUGAGACGACCAGCUUCAAAGUGGUGAAGUUGCGGAGCUGCGUGCAAUAUCCACGUAUUUAUAUAUGUCCUAUAUAUAUAAAUAAUACGUUAAAUAUUUGGCUGUGACGAAGAUGACGAAGACUACAGAAAGGCAAAGCGGCGAGUGCAACAAACAAAGAAAUUUAAUUCAAAAAGUAUAAUAAUUAAAUAAACAACAAUGCACGAGAGAGAAUUGAAGGCUGGGGUAAAAGCUGAAGAUAAAUGGUGGGUGCAAAUUGGGCGGUUAGUUGAGAUGCUAUGACACUCCUCAUAAUUGCGAGGUAAAGCUUAAUAUUUUUCAGUUUCGUUUUGAGCUAUACGAUAAUCUGCAUAUUUUUUGUAUUAGUUAAAGCUUUUUGUUUAAAUUUAAAUCAUAUUUCACGAUUAUUCUUUUUCCUAAUUUCAUCGCAUUGAAUUCAUUGUACACAUUUUUUGCUUUAAAUACGAGAUUUUGUCAAACAUUUAUUUACAUAAUUGGAUUAAAUAAAAAUGGGGCCGCACGGCCGCUGAUGUAAUACAGAAACUGCAAUAUGAAAAUAAUACGAUUUAUAAAUCAAAACUUUGUUUAUUUUUCUGUGGCGAGACUUUUGUCAAACGUUUGGUUUCUGUAAUUACUUUUAGGCGACUAAUAAUUCCAUUGCAACAAUCGUUACAGAAUCGUCCUUUUUUAACCUGUGCAUGUAGUAUAAUUAAGUAUAAUAGUGAAAAGAAAUUCUUAAGUAUGUGUACUAUCAGCAACUAACAUAACGGAAUGACUUUUACAUUCUUAUACAAAACUAAACUGUCUUUAAUUUUUGGUAUCCAAUGUCUCAGCAGACCAAAUGUUCGCAAAUCAUACCGCCUGCGCCGGGUUUUACAAUCAAAAAAAGUUUUCAAAGGUUUUCUGCUCACAUGCGAGCUUGUGUGCGGACAUUUAGCCAGACUCGGUAAAGGCUCGUGUGUUGGUCAGCUGGGGUAAAACAUACUGCCUAUAAAUGCCUAAAUUUAUCAACAAAAUUACUCUUUUGUAUUUGUUUGCAGCGUAAACUUUUUGAAUCUUUUUGGGAGGGAAAAGUAUUUUAAAAUACUUUUAUACAAUAUUUACAGCGAGUGCAAAUUUAAGAAUUUCAUGUCGCUAGCUGAGUGAAAAGUUGCUAAGUCCACUUUUUAUGAAAACUCAUAUUUUAAUUCAGGAUAAAUAAAAAUACACCGUUUCGAAAAGGAGUAUGCUCCAUACUUGUUUUAUGUUUUUUCGUUUAUAUUCAAUGAAAGGACAAUUUUCUAAGUCCAAAAGAAGCUCCGAUAAUUCCAUGAGGCCAAAAUAGAACGAAAUCUUUUAAUAAAGAUCGAAUCCCUCUGAUUUGUAUGGAGUUUUGCUUUGCUUUAAAAAGGAAAAAUGUUGUAUUCAAAGUUUUGCGAAAUAGUACUUGAAGAAAAUGGCCAUACAAAUUUUUUUCUUCCUGUAAAAUUUUUAAAUUGGGACUUAGCAACUUUUCACUCUAAGCUAGCGAUACAUGGACAUAUGUAUGUAAUCGAGCAAGCAUGAAUUUUCGAAAUAAUUUCGUAAUUGAAUUUGGGUUAUCAGACUAAGUAUUGGCAGUGCACAUUGAUUUCAUUGCUUUUGGCUGCGUACUCGAUGCACUUAAAUAAGUCUCUACCAAAAGCUAAUAAGGUAUAUAAAAAAAUAAAAAUAAAAAAUAAAAAUUAUCGUAACUAACAAAACUCGCUGUACCAAAAACUAUCUCAAAGGAAUACAAGCAUUAUCCUAAACUCAUACUUACCCAUUUACAUGAAUAUAUAUGUAUGUAUAAA